AUGAGCAGCAAUCGAUACAAAGGCAUCAAAAGGUGCAAGAGCAUGCCGACGAUUGACGAUGAGAUCGCCAAGGAUAUUCGCAAACCGUUAGUAGCCUAAGCUUGCAAGAAAGAAAUCUGAUGACUUCAUUCAGAGCUGCAAAGAGAAUGCUGACGAAGACGAGCACUUCGAAGAGGGAGUACAUGGGACGGAGGAGCCUCGGAGUCGCCGGCGUUUCCUCCAAAGGUAAACUCAAUUCAUCGCUUGUGCCCCUCGGCGUUUGCAGACUCAAGCCAAAAUUUUCUGAAAUUAGACUUGAAGUCUGCAAACACCGAGGAGGCAAGAGCGGUAAAUUGAGUAUAACUGAAAAGACUAUUCUCGAACGACCUUAUUAGUGCUUUUCAGUCAAACGGAAAAAAAGUAAAACGGAACGGGACAGAGACAUUUACGACGAAUUGUACGAGGAUGAAGGAUACCCGGCAAGUGCUCAGACCUUCCUUUCUCUUUCUGAAUCUCUCAUUUUCGCAGGCCUCUGCUUCCUCCUCCACUGGCACCUACAGAUGCAUUCCUGUGCUGGAGCCGAGCGCCCGCAGUUCCAGUAUCUACCUGCCUUCCGUGGAUUCCAGUUCGAGCGACACCGAACGGAACCAUCACCGUCCUCCGCUUCUCUACAGUGCCGCUCUCGCCACCCCGCAGUCCCUUUCGAUUGAGUCUCUGAAUGACAAACUGGAGCAGUUGGAGGUGACCGAUCGGAACAAGCUGCACUUGGAGAUUACACAAUUCUUGAAAAAGGCGGACGGCGAGAAGAGCAAGCAGAUCCAGAUGUCGCAGAGACUUAUGAACUGUCCCCAAUUCGGGCAGACUGUGGUAAAAAUGCGAAUCUCCUUAGUGUCUCCACAAAUUCAAUUUUCAGAGAUUGAUAGUCGAGGAAAGCGGUCACACGAAAUAUACAUUCGAGAAUAUUCUUUGGCUCAUUCUGAAGACCUACUUCUCGCCGAGUGCGGCAGGGAGAGAGAUGAUGGUCGGACGGCCGGAAUGGAAGGCCGAAGACGAUAAAAUUGUGAAGGCGAGAGAGCAGUACAUGACAGUCAUGGACAGGAUCAAAGAGUUCAAAUUCGAACUGACGAAAAGUGAAAAAGGUUUGGGAUUCAUGGAAGUUUUUAAACUUGAACUGAAUUUCAGAUGAAACCUCGUACGAUUCUCUAAAUCGUCGAAUGGAAUUUUCUCCUGAUUACUGCGAGAGUCUUCGUGAGGCGAAAGAAAAAGUGACGGACAUUCUGGACAAGUACGACGCUUUGGUUGAACUUUUUCCGAAUCGAAACGCCCUGUGGAAAGUAGUUCAAUUGGAUAGGGGAGAGGCGGAAAGGACGCUUCUGGAAGGGCGGAUGACGUCGAUGAGAGUGUGGCUGAACACUCUGAACGACGUGACAGACAAGUUCAAAGCGGUGAGUAAAUAACUAGAAGAAGUGUCCGUUCAAUAAAUCCUUUCAGUUGGGAAACCUUUUCGAAGUAGGAUCAAUGACCGGAGGAGAAGAGUGCUGGUUCCGCCCACUGGAGGGGAGCAACCAGAUAUUCGCACUCGAGGAUGUUCGUGUAGUCUUCCUCGAGUACGUCAAGAAGAGUCUGAACUUGAAAGGAAUGAAGAAGGUGCUGACUCGCGUCGAGAAACUCAUCGAAAUAACUCUCGUGAAGACGGCGAUUUUGAUGCAGAAACCGCCGACUUCGUACGCGGCGGCGACUGCUUCGAAGGGCGUUGCACUUCCGUUCAGCCAGGUAAUGAAGGAUCGGUACGGAGAGAUGGCCGAGUGGCGCUUCUGCAACCCCCUGGCUCUCGCCCUCAACCUGCCCCCGCUCACUCAUCUCUUCUUUUUCCUCGUCGCCGUUCCGAUGCAACUAGUCGUUCACUGGCUCGAGAUCAGAUCCGAAACGGAGCCGCCGGACUCCUGUCUUCUAGACGAGCUCACCUUCGACGCGAUGAUCACCGAUUCGAGGGACUGUGUCGAAGAGGCGGUGCGGAUCAAAAAGAACUAUCUGACGAUUCUGCAGUCGAUGUGUCCCAAGUGUGCCAUGCCGGGAUUCCUUUAUCCGCUCAAGUACAACACCUACGUGCUCGACGUUUUCAAGAAGUACAUUCAUUACGUAAAGUGCUGGUCCAACUGUGACUCCGUCCGGAAAGAACCGACUCUUCUCUUCUCCCGUCUUGAAAUGGAAUGGUCCUCGGCAGUUCUGUGUGCUCGUUCGGUCAAAUCGGCUCUCGAACUGCUCUGUAACACGUACUGUGAUAUCAUCGAAUCACUCAUUCGGGAGGUUGUUGAAGUGUUCGCCGACGAUCAGAUCGAAGAGAUUAAGAGCCGAUACUUUUAUUCUGGAGAGUCGGAAAAUGAAGAUGAGGAGGAUGAAGAAUUAGAGUUCGUGGAAUCCUCGAAGAGACCAUUCCGAUUGUCGAAACAUCAUCGCUUCAUGAUUGAAAUAAACUCGUUGAUCCGAGAAGUCAAGGAACGGGAACUCCGGAUCUUUUCCCUUCUCCGAACGGUUCUGAAUGACAGCCACGAUGCAGUCGGCUACGAGCUCAGGCCAGGGAUAGGAAGGGAGAGAAUGUUCAGUGAAAUGGUCUACGACUUCUGUCUCAUUCAACUCGUCAUGUCAUCUACCGGAGGAGAAGAAGACGAAGACGACGACCUCGUGAACCUUCCGAUCGUUCUGUUCGUCGAUAAGAACUCAUCGGAUAAAGCGUACGUGGAGACGUGCAUGCUGGCGAUUUCGGAAGGCCGGAAGAUCGACGAAGGAUGCAUUGUGAUCGUGCCGGACACCAAUCACGAGCUGCGGAAGCACUGGAAGGGACGAGUCGUGAAGAUUGUGAUCGACGAGGAGACGAGAAUCUGUUAUCGAUGGCUCAGAGAUGUAAGCUGAACUCCUACUCUAGCUUUCUAUUAUCUCAAGUUUAGGAUACUAUUUUGUGUCUGACGAACGGAAAUCUUCGGACUGAAAUCGAGCAGAAGUACUCGGCGCUCCUCAAAUGCCUGGCUCCCGCGUGCUCCUCAAACCUGCUGAUUCACUUGAGAAUCGAACAACUCACGGUACAAUCCAUUACAGCCCUUUUUCCUUUUCCAACCGAAUCAUUGCAGAAAGAGUCUCUGCUUCCCCACCUGAACGAGGAAAGGAAGAGAAUCGGAAUGCUUCUGGGCAAGUUGGGAUCCCGUUUUGCCCAACAAGAAGUGAGAAUAUUUUGCGAGUAAGCGUUUCAUUUUGCUCCGAUUACAGGAACGAGCCCUUUCCAGCCUCGGGUUCAAACUCGAGAAGCACUUUCUCGUCGCCUUCCAAAUCCACCGUGACGUGGCACGAGUGGUCAGCGAUUCGUUCAUGAGCGGUCUGGGAAAUGAGAUAGUGGACAAGGCGCUGAUGCUGACGAGGCAAUGGAUGCAGUACGUGCAACUUAAGAACUCGCAGCCGUCGCCCACUCUUCCGAUGUGGGCCUCUCCGGGCUUCACGUUCCUCCAAUUCAUCACCGAACCGAAGUGGAGCAACGCGGAAAUCAUGACCGACGAACAGUUCAAAGAGUUUUCGGAGCUUGUGAAGCAGUUCGAAACCAAGAUUAUACUUUCAUCCUCGAACAUGAGCACUCCGGUGAUUCUGAAGCAGAGAAUGACUCGCUCGACGAGCUCGAAGACGUCGUCUUCGUUGGAGAAUCAGAAGAAGAACAAGAAAGAACGACAGUUGGAAAGGUUGCUGGAGAUCGAGGAGAAGAGGAAUCAGGCGGUGAAUUUUCCAAACGGAAUCCUGAAAUCUGAAGUUAGAAUGAUAUUCAGGAUUUGGAAAACCUUCAAAUCGGAAAAGUGAUAACGGACGACAAACGGAGACAUUUCGUGCUGGGAACGGGCAAACAGGUCGUCACGAAAGCGCCAUUCCAAUGGGUUCUUCUGGACCCGAUCGGUGAGAGUCAUUCUUUCUUCUCACUUCAUAUUUCCUAUUUGAUGCAUCUUUCAGCGUCUGGAAGUUUUGGAACAGUCUACCGGGCCAUGGAUCUUGAUUCGCACCGGGUCAUCGCGGCGAAGGGAAUGGAAAUUCAGAGAGAAAAUCACAAAGCGAUCGAAUCGGAAAUUAACAUCUUCCGCCAACUGAGCCACGAGAAUCUCGUCAAGUACUACGGAGUGGAAGUGAAAAACAACGACGUGCUCAUUUUUAUGGAGUACUGUUCGCAGGGAACACUCGAACGAAUCUGCCACGGACGGAUGGAUCUUAAAAUGGUCAGACAGUACGCGCACAGUCUGCUCCGGGCGGUUCAGUACUUGCACACGCAGAAGAUCAUCCAUCGGGACAUCAAACCAGCCAACAUCUUUCUCGACAAGUGCACCGUCCUCAAAUUGGGCGACUUCGGCUGCUCUUCGCGUCUCGUCGAGACUUCCACAGUAUACGGAGAGUUCCAGACGACGGUCGGAACUCCGCAAUUCAUGGCCCCCGAAAUCUAUUCGUACGGAGAAAAGGACGAAGCGACUGGAAAUUACAGCGGGUACGGAAGAAGCGUGGAUAUUUGGGCGGUCGGAGCAACAGUUGUCAACAUGAUGACGGGCAAAGUGCCGUGGGAAGGACAGACGAGACAUCAGAUUGCAUUUGCGGUAAGCAAUGCCUCCAGUCGAUGUCGAGAAUUGCACGUUUCAGGUGUGCUUUCGGAAGAUGAAACCCACAUAUCCGACGAUCGCCGACGAAAGAACAGACGUGCAAGUGUUCCUGGAUAAGUGUUUCGAAUUCGAACCAACUGAACGUGCCACUGCCGCUGAGCUUCUCCAGACGACGUUCGCGAAUGUGAAUGUGAAUGUGAGCAGACAGUGCUCAAAAUUAGAUUUCAUAUUACUGUUUUCAGGACGAGUACCACGUGCCCGACUACCAAUCUCAGUCAUCGAGAGAUAAAUCGGCGCCCAGCUCCUUUUAUAUGGUCUGA
Molecule: messenger RNA, 4915 nt
Organism: Caenorhabditis sp. 36 PRJEB53466
Lineage: Eukaryota; Metazoa; Nematoda; Chromadorea; Rhabditida; Rhabditidae
Source: the annotation of a GenBank genome assembly